Molecule: messenger RNA, 1164 nt
Organism: Danio aesculapii
Lineage: Eukaryota; Metazoa; Chordata; Actinopteri; Cypriniformes; Danionidae
Product: sialic acid-binding Ig-like lectin 14
Exons: 6
Coding region: 1-1164 (387 amino acids)
Source: RefSeq, a predicted model, not a curated record
AUGCUGCAAACAUUGCUGUUCAUCUUGACUGUCAUUCAAUUGACAGACUGCUAUCUGUUCCGCCCUGAUGAACCAGAUGACUUCUCCAUCUCAGUAGAUGAUAACUACACUGGAGAGGCCAGUUUGUGCAUCAGAGUGUUUUGUUCAUUCACUGUACCACAAAGUGUAUUAGACUCAAAACCCAUUAGGAGAAUCUGGUUCAAGGGAGAUCCACAAAACCCAACUGUCGAAGUACCUUCUUUUAACUUUGGAUUUUUCAACAGUGGCGAGGAAGAGUGUAGCUUUAAGCUGGAUAACUUAGUUCAAGGAGAAAAUGAUGGAGACUACAGACUGAAAGUGGCAUGGGGAUAUGGAAACAUGUACAUCUUUAAUAAGACUGUAAAGAUUAUUGUAAAAGAACUCACUCAGACGCCAACAAUUGAAGUCCCACUGCUCACAGCUGGAGAGGAGGCGGAGAUAUCGUGCAGAGCUCCAGGGAACUGCCGUAACCUCGAAAUGGAUAUGUUCUGGGAAGGGAUUGAGCCUGAAAGAACUGAAAGAAGAGGUGUUAGUGUGAUUGGUAGUGAUGAACUGUUUUUACUAUUGAUAUUCCAUCCUAAGCCUGAACAUCACAAUAUUAACCUCACCUGCAGAGUUAUUUUUCAAGAAAACAUUCAGACUGAAGCUACUGUGACUCUUGACGUAAGACAUGCUCCUAAAAUCUUGAAUAGCUCCCGCUGUGUGGUGUGGGGAGAUGAAUUGAUCUGCGUGUGUGUCAGCGGGGGUUUUCCAUUACCCGACAUAUACUGGUCACCUCUGGAUGAUGUUACUGAAUAUUACAGUGCUUUUUCAAAUGAAAACACCUUCAGCAUCAUCAGCAUCUCCACUGUGAGUUUCAGAAACCUCAACGAGACCAUUGUUUGCAUCAGUGUGAAUCCUAUUGGUUUGGAAAUAAUGGAAAUCCAAGUGGACAAAAAGUUGAAAACAAGUUGGAAGUUGCCCACCAGUUGGAUUUUCUUUAUCAUUUCAUUUGUUUUAAAUAUCUGCUUAGCUUCUAGCUUGAUUGUCAUCUUGAGGAGGAGAGGAAAACAGAAACCACAAGAUGGCAACCGUGUUUACAUGUCGCCAAUGAUGGGUGACGAAUCAGUGUACGAGACUAUUAAAAUGUCUUCAGAGAGGUCUUAG